AGGAUUUGCCUAAGAUCAUGAAGGAUUUGCAUCUGGAAUACUUUGAGGAGGCAGCUAGAUUUUUACAGCGUCACCCAAAGGUGAAAGGGCCAGGGAUUGGAGUGAUUGGGACAGGGAAAGGGGCAGAACUGGCAUUCUCCAUGAUUACUUUCCUGCCACAGGUGGUGGCAGCUGUCUGUAUAUCUGGCUGUAGCUCCAAUACCAUCACUGCUCUUCACUAUGGUGAGCUGACUCUGCCUGGGCUGCGCUUUGACAUGAGCAAGAUCAGCAUUUCUGAGGCUGGUGUGUUUGAUAUUUUUGAAGCUCUGGAUGACCCAAUGGAUCCAGCUAAUUCCCACUGCCUAAUCCCCAUAGAAGAAGCAGAAGGUCAUUUUCUCUUGGUGGUUGGAGAAGAUGAUCGCAAUUGGAAGAGCUCUUUCUUUGCAGAGAUGGCAAUUGGACGCCUGCGCCAACAUGGAAAAGACAACUUUAAACUUUUGAGUUAUCCAGGAGCAGGCCAUCGGAUCGAUCCACCCUUUUUGCCACUUUGCUCAGUAGCCCUGGACCGUGUCCUAGGGUUGCCUAUUCUAGGUGGUGGGGAGAGAAAAGCACAUGCACAUGCACAGGAACACUCCUGGAAGAAGAUUCGGGAGUUUCUGCACUUACAUUUGGGAUGAACGCCUCACUACCUGAAAGCUGCCACUUAAUCACAGGGGGCUGAGAAAUGAGACACCCAAUGGACUACAAGACUAGAGAGUCUGACUCAGAAAGACAGAAAAACUCGAUACGUAUUUGUUGGUCAAAUGACAACUCAGUGGCAGAUGUAAACACCGAGGAGGGUGAGGAUUUGUUUAAGGUUGUUGAAAAUGCUGUAACUAGUGUUGGGGAGAAAUGUAAUAAUGGAAAACUUCAAUGUUCAUGUUAGUAAAAGUUUUCCUAAUGCCAAGAUCACUUUAGACUGGGAAAUAAUCACCUGAGGAAGGUGACAGAAGUCCCCUCACUUGUGGCAUGUAAAGGAACCCAGCACCCUGUCCAAGCUAAGAAUGUUAACUAGUGGUUAACUGACUAGUUAAGCAGUCGAUGGAAAUUCCAACAACUACUGGACUAGUCGAUAGGCACUUCCACAUUCCUCCUUUGAAAUGUACAAGAGUCCCUGGUGGGGCUCUUGUACAUUUCAAAGGAGGAAUGCAGAAUUCCAUGUGCAGCCCAGGGCCAGCGGGAAGUCCCGCUGACUUCGGGCUGCACUCGGGUCAGCUUUGAAAUGUACAAGAGUCCCUAGUGGGGUCAGCUGGAGACUCUCUAGCUGAUGCCAGGCUCCACGCGCAACAGCGCCGGAAAGCUGAUCCCUGGCUCGUUUGAAAGGGACAGCGUCGCACUGCUGAGCUGGGGAUCAGCUGUGUGGCUGCCCCUUUGAAACACCGAGGUGGAAUUUCAAAGGGGCAGUGCCACACAGUUCAUCCCCAGCUCAGCUGUGCGGCGCUGCUGCUUUGAAGUACCCCCUCUUCCAUUAGCCAUGACACCCCCCCUUUGCUGCCUCUCUCUGAUAGAGACAGCAAGGGGGGGAAUCGACUAGUCAACUGACUAUCCAAUAAGCAUUUGCUUAUUAGAUAGUCGAUUAGUCCUUAACAUGUCUAGUCCAGGCCUGCAGAAAACAGCAGUCAAGAAGACUGGCCUGCAUCUAGUGGAAUGAUGGCAGUCCUAGAUGGUAAGAUUUGGAAUCAGCAAUGCCCUGUAAACUGGCAACAUUUGCCUCACUGUUUAGGAUUUGAAUCCAACUAGUUCAGCUCAAAUGUUUUCCUGUAGUGUGUCCCCCCAGGGAGCACUCUGUUCUAAAGCUUUGACUGUUUGCUCUGCCUCGUUUGGAAAACUUUUCUAUUAGAACUUUAUCUGGGAUGCAUACAUGGAUAGUUGUUGGACAUAUUGAUGUUAUCGUUGUUCAUUAUCACUGAGCACAGCCAAUGGCUCCUUACACACCAAUUGGUUGCAGAGACGAAAGAUGAAGCGUUUUCAAUGCACGCUAAUGAGUGGGAUAGCACCAGUAGUGAUUUAUUAGUGAGGUUUUCAUGAGGGACUUACCUCUAUUGUAUCAUAAUCUCUUGGCUGGCAGGUAAUACUUGGUUAGUGGAUAUUACUGUUCCACUGGGUAGCUUGGUUAAAUGCAGAUUUGUUAUAUGCUUUGAUAUUUCUGUUUCCUUCUUCCUUCUUGAAGUUUAGUCUUCUAAUUGCAUGUUUUUAUAGUAGUAAUGACUGUAGUUAAAUGAGGGAUACGAGGAAUCCAGUUAUUUUGGAAUUACCUUGUAUACUAACUAGCUGAUAGUGAUAGCCACUAUUGAGAAGGAGCAGAAGAGUUGAUUGGUGAAUUGAAAGAAUGCAGGGAGCCUGGCCAAAAGGAGGCAAUAGAGUUAUAUUGGCUGUCAAACAGUGACCAGCUUAAGAAUCAAUCAAAAAUGAAAAAAUCCUGAGAAAUUCUCUCCUAGCUGCCUGGAAAAGAGGGAGCUAUUGUACACAGGGCUGCCAGGGGAUUAUGUUUCCAAUCUAAUUAAUUUUAGACUAGUGCCUCCCCUCUUGUCAGGUUAGGAGCCCCACCUCCAUCAUCUUGAUAGAAGGGAAUCACAAUUUCUUCUUUACUUAAUAUUUUUUACCUCAGUUAGUUCUCUGAAAUAGUGGUAGUGCUGGAAGCUUGGUUCCCAAGCUCCACUUCCAGCACAAUUCCCUUUCCAUGGUCCCUGUUGUCAGAGCUGCUUAAAAUUGCUGCCUAGGAGCUUUUACUUUUAGCUGUCACUAUGCUGGUGUUUUAUGCUUAUUGACUUCAUGUCAUCUAAGUCACAUGUGCACUAUGCACAUCAUCUUGAGUGUUCAUCUC
This is a messenger RNA of Pelodiscus sinensis (Chinese soft-shelled turtle), 2842 nucleotides long. The record is from RefSeq and is a predicted model, not a curated record. Lineage: Eukaryota; Metazoa; Chordata; Testudines; Trionychidae.